UAAAUGAAUGAAUGAAUGAGUGAAUGACCCUUCAACCAACGAUGCUGUUGUGGUUUGGUGAUAGCAGCGAUACCCAUUGAUUCUUCGAACACCCUUUCCUAAAAAGCACCGAUUUUUGUUAUCAAAACCAAGAAUCUCGAACUGGGUUUCAGAGUUUUUUUGAAAAAAAUGGGGGCUUGUGGGUCUAAACCUAAAGUCUCUGAUGAUGAACUUAGAACCAAGAAGAUGAGUUGUAAUAAUCACAAUAAUAAUCAUAAUCAUCGUAGAAAAAGAAGAAGAAUUUUGAGAAGAAGGGUUUCUUCUCAUAAGAUCGAAGCCAAUAUUGCUAACUCUAAUCCUGCUUUGCAAGCUUCAAAUCGUGCUUCAGAUGCUGCUUGGUUUGAUUCUACUUCAGCCUUGGAUUCUGAAUGUGAUGAUGAAUUUUAUAGUGUGUAUGAUGGAGAAAUUUCUGCAGUUCACGCCGAUGAGAUUGGAGAGGAAAGAAGACUAACUCCUGAUCAUUGCGGUAUUCUGCCAAACAAUUGUCUGCCUUGCCUUUCUUCUAAUCCCCCUUCUAUCGAGAAGAGAAGGCAAUUGAGUCCUCCUGACACACCGAGUUCUCGGAGAAAGUCGCUUUCUAUACUGUCCUUCAAGUGGAGGGAAGGGCCUUCUGACACGGCAUUACUUUCGCCUAGGGCAUUCAAACAAAAACUAGUAGCAGGUUCGUCGAUUCCAUUUUGUCCAAUAGAGAAACAAACCCCUGGUACUUGGUCACCACUUGACCCAAGUUCCUUCAGAGUCAGAGGAAAAAAUUACUUGAGGGAUAAGAAGAAAGAAUUGGCUUCAAACAGUGCUGCUUUCUAUCCUCUCUGUGCUGACCUCUUUUUGUCUCCGCGAAAAAUUGAUCAUAUUGCUCGCUAUGUACAAAUUCCUGCAAUAAAUGUACAUGGGGAGAUCCCGUCUAUUCUUAUUGUAAAUAUUCAGAUACCAUUAUAUCCUGCCUCAAUCUUCCAAAGUGAAAAUGAUGGUGAAGGAAUGAAUGUGGUUUUGUACUUUAAAUUAUCUGAAAAAUAUUCUAAAGAUCUUCCAGAACAAUUUCGAGAAAAUAUCACUAAAUUGAUCAAUGAUGAAGUGGAGAGAGUUAGAGGUUUCCCUAUGGAUUCGAUUGCACCCUUUAGAGAUAGAUUAAAAAUUUUAGGUAGAGUGGUGAAUGUGGAGAAUCUUAAUUUAAGCGCGACUGAAAAGAAGUUGAUGAAUGCUUACAAUGAAAAGCCUGUUCUCUCGCGCCCUCAACAUGAGUUUUACUUGGGAGAAAACUAUCUUGAGAUAGAUUUGGAUGUGCACAGAUUUAGCUAUAUUGCCAGAAAAGGGUUUGAAGGCUUCAUAGAAAGACUGAAGCUAACUAACCUUGAUUUUGGUCUUACAAUUCAGGGGAACAAGCCAGAAGAUUUGCCAGAGAAUUUAUUAUGUGCAAUUCGGUUAAAUAAAAUUGACCACACCAGUUUCAACCAGAUUGGCCUUUUAAGUUAAAGCUUAAAUAUGAAUAGCUUUAAGCUUAAUGUAAUGUAACUUUAUAAUGAUUAUAUAAGGGUGUUAAUCAUAGGAUGUUUUGAGAUGAGAGAUUGUGUUGAAUUUCAUUAUUCAUUCAUGUACAAGUUGUAAAAUGUAUAGUGAUGAGAGUAAUAAAUAAUUAUAUUGUCAAAAGAUUAAAUUACUCAACAAUCUGAUUUUAAA
Cicer arietinum (chickpea) is the source of this 1713-nucleotide messenger RNA. RefSeq lists its product as uncharacterized. Lineage: Eukaryota; Viridiplantae; Streptophyta; Magnoliopsida; Fabales; Fabaceae. The record is from RefSeq and is a predicted model, not a curated record.